UUUUGAUGCUUGCUUGAAUAUGCAAUUUGUUGAUUCAUAAUCUGUAGAAAUGAUUGUUGUCUAAUUAUAUAAUUAUUGUGUAGUUCCAUAAUGCUAGAUCAAGUAGACAUGAUUUCAUACAUAACUGAAGAGAACAAAAGGAGAAAGAGGAAAAUGAUAGUAUUGACAGAACUUUACUUUGAAUCUGUUCUUCUCGGAAUGGCGUAUCUUAUUUCACAAAGAGCACCUCCUGGAUUAGGUAGUUUUAGCGAUGAUGAACACAAACACACACUUAGGAAGUACUUGUUGAAGGAUAUGUAUGAUGGCUUACAAGUGGCAUGCUAUGAUCAGCUACGUUUAACGAAAAGAAAUUUUCAUGAUUUAUGCACCAUGUUGCGUGAGAGGUGUGGUCUGCGUGAUAGUGUGUAUGUGGUUGUGGAAGAAAAGGUUGCCAUGUUCUUGCUAGUAGUGGGUCACGGUCUGAAAAUGAGGUUGCUUCGAGGCACAUACAAGCGGUCUUUGGGAACUAUAAGUACUCACUUUUCCGCAGUGUUAAGAGCCAUUCUAUCUAUGCAUGGGAGUUCAUUAAGCUUCCAGAUGCUAAUGUUCAACCUCCUGAUGACUACAAAUGGAAGUGGUUUGGUGAUGCACUAGGAGCAUUAGAUGGCUGUCAUGUAGAUGUUUCCGUUCAUGUGGCUGCCCAAGGGAGGUACAGGAAUAGAAAGCAAGACGUCAGUACUAACAUGCUCGGUGUGGUGGACUGGAACAUGAAAUUUCUGUAUGUCUUACCUGGCUGGGAUGGUUCCUCUUCAGACUCUAGAGUCCUACGCGACUCCAUGAGAACUGAUCGCCAAGAUGUAUUUGUUGUACCUCAUGGAAGAUAUUACUUGGCUGAUGCUGGUUACACGAAUGGACCCGGAUUUCUAGCUCCAUUCAGAUCCACUCGGUAUCACUUGAAAGAGUGGGCAUCAAGUCAGCAACAACCCCAAAAUGCCAAAGAGCGGGUUUGGUUGGGAUUGGGUCAAUAACAAGCUACUCAUGGAUAGUGAUGAUGUGUGGAACAAAUAUGUCCAGGCUAAUCCGAAGGCAGCUUGUUACAAGAACAAAGAAGUGAAGAAUUGGGAGGCAAUAUUAACAAUAUACUCCAAAGAUCAUGCAACCGGUGAUGGUGCAAUGACAGGUGCUGAAAGUGCAGCGCAACCAAUAGAACUAGAUGAAGUAGUCGUCGAAGCCUCUCCAGAAUUGCCACCAAAAAGGCAGCGAACAGGUGAUGCUAUCUUGUGCAUGCUUGGAGAAAUGAAGGGUUCUUUUCAAGAUGCUAUGAAAUCACUUGAGCCACUAGAACUGCCCAAGGUUACUCCUCCUCUUGAAAUCCUUGCCGCCCUUGAAAAGAUCCUAGAUUUAGCUCGUUCAGACAUGUUACGAGCAUAUGGUAAACUCAUCCUUAGUGAACGUUUAUUCCAAGCGCUUAUGGAGUUACCCAUGGAGUUUAGGAAGGAGUGGUUGUUGAUGCUCAACGAGAAGAACAAUGUUUGAUUAGUUUCAAGUGCUUAUGUCGUUUCUUUGUUUCAUGUAAUAGCUAUGAACUUGCUGUACUUGAAUUUCCUAUGUCAUGUAAUGAUGGAAAA
Molecule: messenger RNA, 1607 nt
Organism: Aegilops tauschii subsp. strangulata
Lineage: Eukaryota; Viridiplantae; Streptophyta; Magnoliopsida; Poales; Poaceae
Source: RefSeq, a predicted model, not a curated record